AUGGCGCCCUACUUCGGCCUGACAGGCCGCAAGCUCCACGCCGCCGUCUGGAUCAUAUCCUGGGUGGCCGUGAGCAUGUUUGGCUACAAUGGAGCGGCAGCUGGCGGCGUGCUCAAUUCGCCCGCCUUCCAGAAGCAGUUCCCCAGUAUCGACGUGGAGACUGCACCGCCAGGCCAGGCUCAACACCGAUCCACCAUCCAAGGUACCGUCGUGGCAACAUUCACUUUGCUCGGCACGGUUGGCGCGCUUGGUUGCAUCUGGGUUGGCGACAUCCUUGGCCGACGCAAGACACUCUUCCUGGCAUGCUCUAUCAACUUAAUCGGAGCCAUCUUGAUAGGCACCGCGUACUCCCUGGCCCAAUUCGUUGUCGCGCGUGUGUUUCUUGGUAUCGGGGUUGGUGGUAUCAUCUCGACCAUUCCGGCGUGGCAGAGCGAGCUUUCCCGAGCGGAAAGUAGAGGCUCUCAUGUCUCGAGCUUUGGCAUCUACUGCGGUACCGGUCUCUCCUUGGCUCUGUGGCUGGCAUAUGGCCUGUCUUUCACUACGGGAGAAGUGACGUGGCGUCUGCCCGUUGCCGGCGGCGGCGUGCUCGCCGUCAUCGUGAUGACCUUCAUCUUCUUCCUCCCAGAAAGCCCGCGGUGGUUGAAGCUGAAAGAUCGUCAUGAGGAGGCCCGACGAGUCCUCGAAGCGUUGCAUCCGGGCGACCCUGACACGAUCAACAAGGAGAUUGAGGAUAUUGAGCUUGCGCUCAAGCUGUCGGUGAAGCAAGCCAGCCUCAAGUACAUGUUCACCAUGGGACCGCAAAGAGUCUUUCACCGCGUGAUGUUGGCUUGCAUUGUCCAGAUUAUGCUACAGUUUACCGGAGUCAAUGCGAUCGCCUACUACACCCCUACGAUCUAUGCCAACAACCUCCAUUUCCCUGCUGUUGAGGCUGGUGCGUUGGCCGCCGCUUCCCAAGCAAUGAUCAUCCUCGGAGGCAUCAUCUGCUCCUUCACCGUCGAUCGCUUCGGCCGCAGGCUGUUGAUGUUAGUCUCGGCUGCAGGCAUGUCCAUCUGUCUUGCCAUCGUCACCGGGCUCACCUCGAAUGGUAGCCCUGCCGCUUCGAAGGCCGCCGUCGUCUUUCUGUACUUGUACUAUAUCGUCUACACGCUGGGCUUCAUCGGCAUUCCGUUCUUGUACGCCAGUGAAAUCGCCCCGGUGCAACUCCGAGCCCCCAUUUGUGGUUUGUCGACCGGUAUCAGCUGGGUGUUCAACUUCUUGGUGGUCGAAAUCACACCCGUGGGCUUCACAACCAUCGGCUACCGAUACUUCAUCAUCUACGCCGUCUUCUGCGCAUCCUUCGUCCCAAUCGUAUACUUCUUCUACCCCGAGACCGCCGGCCGUUCCUUGGAGGAGAUCGACGCCAUCUUCGUGGAGGCCACAUCCAUCUGGGAUGUGGUGAGUGUGGCGAAGAAGAUGCCCAAGCACCAUCUUGCGGAGCACAAGUUUGAUCAGAAGAUUGUGGAACAACUUCCUGUUGAAGACAAGGAGCCGAAGCUGUCGCAUGGUGAGGAGUCUCCGUAG
Neohortaea acidophila is the source of this 1560-nucleotide messenger RNA. Its product is annotated as MFS1 putative major facilitator superfamily transporter. Gene Ontology annotation, cellular component: membrane. The transcript is spliced from 7 exons. Bases 1 to 1560 code for a protein of 519 amino acids. NCBI's taxonomy places the organism in Eukaryota, Fungi, Ascomycota, Dothideomycetes, Mycosphaerellales, Teratosphaeriaceae. The record is from RefSeq and is a predicted model, not a curated record. Gene Ontology annotation, molecular function: carbohydrate:proton symporter activity. Gene Ontology annotation, biological process: transmembrane transport; carbohydrate transport.